AUGUCUUCUUCCAUCGCAUUACCGGGAGUCCUUUCCUCUCCUUCCUCCUCCUAUUCCUCUUCUUUAACCUCUCAACAGUACGAUAUAUUCUUAGGCUUUCGCGGUGAGGAUACCCGAAAUGGUUUUACUAGUCAUCUUUACUAUGCUUUGGAUCAAAAUGGAAUCAACACUUAUAAAGAUGAUGUGGAGCUGAGAAGAGGUGAAGAAAUUUCACCGGCACUUUUAAAGGCCAUUGAAGGGUCAAAGAUUUCGAUCGUUGUAUUUUCUGAAAACUAUGCGUCAUCUACUUGGUGUUUAGAUGAGCUUUUGAAGAUCCUAGAGCGUAAAGAAUCAAAGCAACAGAAGGUUCUACCGGUGUAUUACAAAGUCGACCCAUCGAUAGUUCGACACCAAAAAAAUAGUUUUGAAAACGCAUUGGCUAAACAUGAAGACAAGUUUAAGGAUGAUGCUAAAGUUCAGAGGUGGAAGACUGCCUUAAAACAAGCUGCCAAUCUAUCCGGUUUCCAUUUGAAGAUCAACGAGGACGAAUAUGAGUUUAUCCAGAAGAUUGUUCAAGAUGUGUCAACAAGCUUACCAAAUCGUUUUGACUUGUAUGUUGCCGAGAAUCCGGUGGGAAUACAGUCUCAUGUAAAUUAUGUUAUCAAGACGCUUUUAUGUAUUGAGGAGAAUGACAAACGCAUGAUAGGAAUCUUCGGCAGUGGUGGAAUUGGUAAAACAACUAUUGCAAAAGAGAUGUAUAACCUCAUUGCUAAGAAGUUUAAAGGCCGUUGUUUUCUUGCUGAUGUUAGAGAAUCUUCAAAACAAAAUCAAGGCCGUCUCGGACAGUUGCAAGAGAAAAUUCUUUCUAACAUUCUAAGAAAGCCACUAAGGGUUGAUGAUGAUCAUCAAGGAAUGGAAUUGAUAAGGAAAAGACUUUGCCAUAAAAAAAUUCUUUUGGUUCUUGAUGAUGUUGAUCAUUUGGACCAAUUAAAAAAAUUAUGUGGAACAUGCGAUUGGUUUGGUUCUGGGAGUCGAAUCAUCGUAACAACAAGGGAUAAGAGUUUGCUAACUAAGCAUAGUGUUAGUUUGAAUUAUCCUAUGACGGAAAUGGAUCACGAUGAAGCCCUUCAGCUCUUUACCCAGCAUGCCUUCAAAAGUGACAAACCUAUUGAUGGCUUUGAGGAUCUCAUAGAGGAUGCACUACGUUAUGCUCGUGGCCUUCCACUCGCUUUAAAAGUGGUAGGCUCAAAUCUAUAUGGAGAAGAUAGAAAUUAUUGGCAAAGUGAAUUGGAAAAGUACAAAACAAUUCCAGAUAAAAAUAUUGAUGAUAUACUCAAAAUAAGUUAUGAUGGAUUAGAUUAUUUUGCACGAAAGAUUUUCCUUGACAUUGCAUGUUUCUUCAAAGGAGAUAAGAAAGAAUAUAUCACUAAAAUAUUGGAAAGUUGUGGUUUCUAUCCGGAUGCUGGUAUCAAAAGGCUCAAUGAUAAAUGUCUCAUAACUAUUGAUGAAGAUGACCAAUUGGGGAUGCAUGACUUACUAUAAGAUAUGGGAAGAGAAAUUGUCCGACAAGAAUCACCUGAAGAACCUGGCGAGCGGAGUAGAUUAUGGUUUCCUGAAGAUGUUCAUGAAGUACUUGAAAAAAAUAAGGGAACAAAGCAUAUUGAAGGCAUAUUGAUAAAUCUGCCAGGGGGGACCACAUGACACGUAUGGGUUCUGAGGUGUUUGCAAAGAUGGAAAAAC
Juglans microcarpa x Juglans regia is the source of this 1719-nucleotide messenger RNA. RefSeq names its product TMV resistance protein N-like. The record is from RefSeq and is a predicted model, not a curated record. Lineage: Eukaryota; Viridiplantae; Streptophyta; Magnoliopsida; Fagales; Juglandaceae. Gene Ontology annotation, molecular function: ATP hydrolysis activity; ADP binding. Gene Ontology annotation, biological process: signal transduction; defense response. The transcript is spliced from 5 exons. The coding region runs from base 1 to 1521 and encodes 506 amino acids.